Paramecium octaurelia is the source of this 1154-nucleotide messenger RNA. The record is from the annotation of a GenBank genome assembly. NCBI's taxonomy places the organism in Eukaryota, Ciliophora, Oligohymenophorea, Peniculida, Parameciidae.
AUGAAAGUCAUCGCUUUAGUGUUAGUUGGUUUAUUGUGCGUUUCCGCUGAAACCCAAACAAGAUCACCAGGCUAAUUGUUGGUUGAUCACAUCAAUAGUUUGAUCCUCUCCAUCCGUAACGAACAAACAGAACACGACGACAUCUACACAGUCUAACAAAGAGAAUGUGGAGAUGAAUUGGGAUUCAGAAAGAAGGAAGUCCAAGACGCUGUUGAUGCCUUAACUAGAGCAACUGAACACAAGGGAAGAGCCCAAGCUGCUCACGCUUCAGCCACAGCCGAUUUGAUCAGAGUCAAGACCUAUUAAUAAAUCCUUGAAGACUAAGUUGAGUUCAUUACCACCAGAAGAAACGACAGAGCUGCCAACUUCAACAAGAAAGUUCAAAACAUCAACACAUCAUUGUCUUUGAUCGACGGUGCUGAAUAAAUCGUCAAUGUACAUUAUUUAAAUUUACAACUCCUAGGAAUUCGCCAACUCCUCAGCUUCAUUCCUCCAAGUCACUAAACACUUCAACAACAUGUUCCUCCAAGCCACCAAAGCCGGUAAUGCUGGUGAAUAUGCUCCCUUAUUGUCUGUCCUCGUUGAAUUAAGUGGAGACGGAAACGUUAGCGUCGAUAACAUCAACAGAAUCAGAUAAUUAUUGAACGAAUUAAGAGAAAAAUUAUAAGCUGCUCUUUCAUAAUUGACAGAUAACGAAAACACCCAAAUCGAAGUCUUCUAAGCCAGAAAGAACAGAGUCCAAGACGUCAUCACCCUUUUGGUCAACGUCCAAGGAUAAUUGACAGCCUAUAUUGCCCAAUUAUAAGCCACCAUCACCAAGGAAGAAGACAUCAUCAACUCAGCCACCAGCAAGAGAAUCAGAAACUAAAACUUACUUAACUAUGCUAGUGACAUGUGCAAUGCCUUCAAUACUGAAUACUCUGAUAGCACUGGUGCCAGAAGAAAGGAAGUUGAACUCUUGACCAAAUUGAGAACCUUCGUCGAAUAAAGAGUUGAAGAAUUCAAUCAAUAUGGAGGAGAUCCCACCGACGUCUUUGCCAGCUAUGCCAAAUAAGGACCAGCCUAAGCUGCCGAAGCUCAAUUCCUCUAACUCAGAGCCAACCUUAGAUCCAGAAAGUGAGUUUUAUAAUUUCAUAAAAUUUAAAUAAAUCAUG